UCACAAUCCUUUACACAUGUUUUGGUUCGUUCAGAACUGUUUAUAUUAUGUAGCUGUUUAUCUUGGCAUUUAAAUUUUCUGAAAUGGCGAAGAAAAGAUGCCCCAAAUGCCAACAAACUGUAAGUAAAUACUUGUGUUUUUAAUAAAUAAUAUUUGACUCGCAUUAAAGUGUAUUUUAUUGAAAAAAUUCAUUUGUAUUCCGUACGUAUAUUCAUGAAUAUAUUUAAUAAUGCAAAAAUUUUACUGUAAAAAGUAUGUUGUUUAUAAAAUAUAAACAUUUUCGUUUUUGUAGGUUUUAAAUUGUAUUUUUAUGCCAUUUUAAUUCCAUAAUUGGGAAUUGGCACACUAGCUUAUAGAAAUUACUAUAAUGCGAUUGAAAAUUUAGUCGAUUUGAUAUAUAUUAAAAUGAAAUUUAUAAAAUUUAAUUAAUGUUAUCAAUAAUUUGAUCUUUUUAGCUUCCUGUUGCCUGCAAGUCAUGCCCGUGUGGCCAUAUAUUUAUUGCCAAGAAAUGUUCAACAUCUAAAGAUUCAGAUGGUAUGUUGUAUUUAUUAUUGUUUGUAUAUAUUUAACAAUUUGAAACAAUUUCUAGGUUAACCCAUCAAGCUGCAGAGCUUCCCCAUUGACAAGUAAAAUCAUCUGGCAUUAGACAAGUAGAAAAAAAUAAGUAGUGCGCACUAGGGCUCAUUCUGGCUCAAUGGGUUAACUAGAGAUAUUGUCAGAUGUUUUGGUUUUAACCACUGUCCAAUGCAUUACUUUAAUUUUCCAGCUAUAAAUCUAGGGGUUUGAGAUGCAUGUCUCAAACAUUUGUACACAACACUAUAACCUUCACAGUUCUUAACCCAUUGAGUGGCAGCACUCUCCCCUUGACGAGUAAAAUCGUCUGGCGUUAGACAGAGUAAAAUAAUAAAGUAGGGCUCAUCAGGGUGCAUUGCCACGUAGAGGGUUAAAAACAUCAGAAAAUGUUUAAUAAGUAUCACAAUAUUAACAGGAAAAGGCUUUUUUAAGGCCCUAAAUGUCACACCCCCAAAAAAAAAAGGAAAAAUUCAGAUCCCAGCCCUGGGUGGGUGCUGGAAACUAUGCCCUGUCCACUCACAGCCCUUAUGUAGAACUUGCACCUGUAAUCAAGAAAUUAGCUAACCUAUCUGUACAGACAAGUAUAAAUUUCUGGUUGUAGCAAAGAGAAGUAACAUAUCAGUAUCAGUGACAAGACUGAGGCCAGAAAGACCCAAACGAGAAAUCCCAGAUUAUGAAUACCGAGAUGAUUACACUCGGAUAUCGGUCGGCAAUGGUGAUGCACAGCUUAAGACGAUUUCCAAGAGAAUGAAGUUGAUCGGUGAAGACGAUUAUGGUGAUGAUGAUGAGGAUGUUUUUCUUGAUGGGAAAGCUGGAUAUGAUAGAUCAGAUAGCGUUGAAGUAGGUUGAUUCAAUUAUUAUAACUAUACAUAUUUUAUUCAUUUAAUUAGAUAGAGUAGUAUAGGAUUGUAAUGGAUUAACUUAUAAUUCUAAUAUAACUUUAGUCACAGACAGGUCCAGUAAAGAGAAAAAGAGGAAGGCCAAAGGGGUCAAAAAAUAAACCAAAAGAUGAUCAGAAUUUUAUGGCUGAUUUAUCUGAAGAUAAUGAAGAUGUAAGUGUUCCUGAUGAUGUACAACAUAUGUUGUCAUUUGUGUCCUUUUAUAGUUGAAAUUAAAAACUUUAGAUUUGACUAUAUACGAGUGAAAGAUUCAUCAUUUGCUUUGCACACCAAUCACACUAUAUUCUCUCGCAAUGUCACCAGACCUUAUGUGGCUAAUCUUACCGUUCUGGUUGUUUUUUUUAAGAGUGAACGUAAAUCUGAUAAAGCAAACAAUGCAAAGAAAAUCUAUCAACUUCCACCAAUACCAGCAGAAAAAGUAAUGAUGUAUUCUCUCAUUCUCUCUGAUAUCAAUGAGAGAUUUGUAUCACAGAACAGAAUCAAGUGUUUGCCAGGUUUAUGAUAGCAGGUGAAUUUGUAUGCGUGUGUGAAUGUCUAGACUGUAUUCAUGUGUAUAAACUCCACAGUCCGCACAGCACGAUGCGUAAUUAUCGGCACAUGAAAACUGAUGUCACGCUUUUCGUUCGAAGGAGUCUGAUAUUGGUGAAAAUAGUUCAACCUUGUUCCCAGGCUCUCUCCUCUAUGAAUAAGCUUUCGUUAAUGGGGAUGCAACCAUAGAGAUUAUAAAUAACACUAGAGGAGGCAUCGAGUUUAAAAAUUGGGAACGCAGCUAAUGGGGGGCAAAUUCAAGUCCCGGAU
Molecule: messenger RNA, 2270 nt
Organism: Paramuricea clavata
Lineage: Eukaryota; Metazoa; Cnidaria; Anthozoa; Malacalcyonacea; Plexauridae
Source: the annotation of a GenBank genome assembly